UAAACCGUAUACUGCAGUUGUGCAAAGAAGUUCAUCGUGGUCGCUUCGACUGCCAAUCGAUUGAAAAAUUUUUGAAAAAUCUUAUAACGAUUGUAAUCGUUAUAUCUGUAAUAUAAUUUGUAUUUAUAGUGUCGUUCAAAAAAUAAUUUUUACAUCCUAUCGUAGACAGGAUGUCAGAGAUCUCGCAAACAACAUUAAUUGCCGAGGACAUAUCAGACCGAAGGCUAGACUUAUAAGCGAUCUUAUUACCGGAGUUACGGCGAACAGUCGCGAGACAUACGUGAAAUAGGAAGGAUGGACAGAUGGGCAGGGAAGGUGGCCGUGGUAACGGGUGCAAGUGCCGGAAUUGGGGCCGCGAUCGUCAAGCAAUUGCUCACUCAUGGGAUGGUGGUAGCAGGUCUUGCCAGAAGAGUAGAAAAGAUAAAAGAAUUGGAGCAAGGGUUGGAAGAAUGUUCGGGAAAGCUGUACGCCGUAGAAUGCGAUGUAUCAAAAGAGGAAAGCGUGAUCGCAGCUUUCGCGUGGGUUCAAGAAAAUCUUGGCCCUGCAAAUGUAUUGAUCAACAAUGCUGGAAUAACAAAAGAAUCUUCUCUUAUAGAUGGCAAUUUAGAAGAUUGGCGCUCUGUCUUCGACGUGAACGUUUUCGGAUUGUGCCUCUGCACUAAGGAAGCAAUUCGCAUGAUGCGAGAAACAGGAGGCGAAGGUGUCAUAAUAAACAUAAACAGUCUUGCAGGUGAAAGAGUGCCUUUCAUACCUGGAUUCUCCGUUUAUCCAGCUUCAAAAAGAACUAUCGCUGCUCUGGCGCAAACAUUGCGACACGAGCUGACGGGAACCCAAAUCAGGGUUACGGGUAUUAGCCCAGGUUUAGUAGCCACAGAGUUAAUGGUAUCUUACAGCACGUAUUCUGAGGAAGCAUUAGCAUCAUUUCCCACAUUGGAUCCAGAAGACGUCGCAACAGCUGCAAUAUAUAUUUUAUCAUGUGCCCCGCAUGUUGUCAUUCAAGAUAUUAUUCUGCGACCUUUGGGCGAGUCUUGGUAAUAAAUAACAUAUGAAACCAUUCAAGAUUUAAUUAUACUUUAGAAUUAUUCAUUUCUAAUUAUUGCACAAACGAUUGUUAUAGAGACAAAGAAAAUAUUUAUACUAUCAAUUGAAAAUUGCACUUAUUUAGUUGUUAAUUAAUAAUUGUUAUAUCUUA
Apis dorsata (giant honeybee) is the source of this 1192-nucleotide messenger RNA. RefSeq names its product farnesol dehydrogenase-like. The record is from RefSeq and is a predicted model, not a curated record. Bases 295 to 1035 code for a protein of 246 amino acids. Lineage: Eukaryota; Metazoa; Arthropoda; Insecta; Hymenoptera; Apidae. The transcript has 7 exons.